Archocentrus centrarchus (flier cichlid) is the source of this 1490-nucleotide messenger RNA. RefSeq names its product FA complementation group L (gene fancl). Gene Ontology annotation, molecular function: ubiquitin protein ligase activity. Bases 248 to 1384 code for a protein of 378 amino acids. Gene Ontology annotation, biological process: protein monoubiquitination; interstrand cross-link repair. The record is from RefSeq and is a predicted model, not a curated record. The transcript has 14 exons. Gene Ontology annotation, cellular component: Fanconi anaemia nuclear complex; nucleus. NCBI's taxonomy places the organism in Eukaryota, Metazoa, Chordata, Actinopteri, Cichliformes, Cichlidae.
UGGGUUUAAUGGCGGGACGUGGAGGUUUCAGCAGAUACUCGCUCGUUCUUUUUUUUCCAGCCCAAGUCGACCGACUUCUUACUACUUUUGCCUUUAACAGCACUCGUUUGAAUAUCUCUGUUCUGGAUCAGGUUUCUGAGUAAUCAAAAAGCGCCAGUUUCCUCUGUAAAGUUUACCAACUUGAGCUAGAAGCAGUCAUCCUGCUUUGACAGCGGAACCUUGGAGGAAUCAGGUCAUAUUUAGUUUUAUGGAAAAAUCACUGGUAAACGAUAACCCGCUGCUUUUACCCUUCAACAGACAGCAAACAGUUUACGAUGGCUUUAUCACUGUUCAGGAAAGAGACUUCAGGAUGAGAAUCGUUCUCCCACCAGAUCGACAGCUCAAACAGGCCAAGCUGCACUGCUGCUGGCAGUUGAAACACCUGUUGCGUGGAUAUGAGCACAUAGUGAAGCAGAGGCUGCAGCAGUCGGCUGAUCUUGUCGGUUUCAUUCUGGAGCUGAAGACUGUCUUGGAAGUGGUUCUGAAGAGCCGCCCUGAGUGCCGCUCCAUCCCGCCUCCACAGUAUUACUCUCAGCUCAUCUCUGAGAUGGAGACCCUUGGGUGGGACAAGCUGCUCUUCAUAGACACUGAGUUCCAAAUGUUGAGACUGAAAGCGGAGGACUCUGCUGGAAGGCAGCACAUUCUCACUGUUAAACUUAAGUCUAAGCACCCUACAGAGGCUCCUGACUGCUCAGCUGACCUGCCAGUACCACUAGCUAUAAGCUGGACACCACAGAGCACUCUGGAGCAGCUCCAUAGCCAGUUCCUGCAGGUUUUGGAGUCCCUGACAGAGUUCUGGGACAUUCUGGAUGAGAUUGACAGCAAGACCUGGAUUCUGGAGCCAGAAAAACCCAGCCGUUCCGACACCAUGAGGCGGAUCGCCAUUGGAAACAACGUAUCCAUCAAAGUUGAGGUGGAUCCCAGACACCCACGGAUGCUGCCAGAAUGCUGGCUGCUGGGAGCAGAACAUGGUUUCUUGUGUUUUGUUUCAGUGGUGACUCCGCUGAGGAAUAAGCUGAAUGCCAACAUGCACUUGUGGAACCCGGACUCCAGCGUCUUGCACAACCUCCGGGAUGUUUUGGAGAUCGAAUUCCCGUCACCUGCCACCCACGAAAAAUCUAGUUUUAACGUCGAAUGUGGCAUCUGCUAUUCAUAUCGGCUUGAAGCUGCCAUCCCUGAUCAGGUGUGUAAUGACCCUCGCUGUGGGCAGCCCUUCCACCAGACUUGUCUGUAUGAGUGGCUGCGAGCGCUGCACUCCAGCAGGCAGAGCUUCAACAUUGUUUUUGGAGAGUGUCCUUACUGCAGCAAGCCCAUCACUGUCAAAAUGGCAGCCCAGAAGUCCUAAUGAGAGGCUUUGUGUUCCCGGCUGCUCCGUCUCCACUUUGGGAAGCAGCUCUGAAAGGAGCUGUUAAAACGUGAAGAUCCAUUACGUCCUCAAAGGGGUUUCAGUG